AUGCCUCUCUUCCUCCCUCCUAAGCACCCAUCUACGAGCGUUACCGUCUACACGAAGAGGCGCGGCUUCCUACACAGCCUCAAGAAGGAGAAAUAUAAACCAUUUCAAGAUAGACCAGAAGAGCGACACGCCUCAUCUGUCUCUCUCCUUCUUUUGGAGGAUUCCACCUCGAGACCCGAUCGUCGAGCUCUGGGCAUUGGCAGCAUCAGCGAAAUCCAGCUUUCUGCCAGUACUUGGAAUGAGAGUAGUGGGGGUUCCUCGCCGAGUUCUUCGCCGACGACACCGCCGAGGACGAACACCACAACCAGUAACUCCUUUUCCUCUCCUCUUGCGCUGGACACCAAGGCCCUUCUUUUCCUCUCCGACUCAAUUCGGUCUUCCUUAGCAUGUCGAUCUCACCGACGACCAAACAGCACCCUAAUACAUCCUCAGGAUGCGGACUACCUUGACACUUUCCUUUCCUAUGCCCUAUCCUCUUCGACUUCUGUCUCCUUCCAUACCGUCAAGGAUGCCCAUCUCGACAAGCUUCUAUCAGACCUGAUCAGAAUGUGUCCUUCCGGAUGGGUUCGCGGAGUUCAGACCAACAUGCGCCGAGUUCUUCUAAGGGCCAGAAAACUGGAACGUGUCUGGAGAGAGCGUUUUAGAGAUCGGUAUUUCAUGAUUGAUGAAUUGAGGAGCUUUGAGCUGGAGGAACGGUGGCCCCUCGAUGGAGAUGCAGUUUUGGAGGCACCCAAUAUUGCACCAUCGCACACGCCAUGCAAGAUUAGAUCGUCCCCGAUCGAUACUGACAAAGAGGAGGGAUGGUUUGAAGUUGGAUGGGAGCUCCGCGCAGACUGUAGCCGUGUACGAUACACCCGCGAGGGAACGCUUGCAGACAUGCACCCAGGGCUGCUCUCGUUCACUGGACGGCGGGUUCGGGUGCUCAGAGGCAACCUCCUGCACAGUGAUUUUGCCCCGGCAGCUGGUGUGAGGAAUGACGGACUAUACAAACUCCUACGUUACAGUCAAAUCCUGAACCCAAUCACCGGCCGCUACCAUCUGGAGCUUGACCUCGAGCGUAUCCCAGGCCAGCCUCGCAUGCAUGACUUGGCGAAGAUCCCAAAUCCCUCACAGAUGGAUGACUGGCAUCUAUACCAAAAGCUCAUUCUGAAACGCCAGGGCAAGAAUACAACACCAGCUUCAUAUUCAAACUGGCUGAGGGACAAGACCGGGAGAUCAACCAUGGAGGGCAAGGUUUCGGGAGAAGCAGACCGGUCUCAAAGCAGAAAAGAUUAUAUAGCCAAGGAUAGAGGUAAUAUACUGAAAGAGGACAGGGCGAGGACUACGGAUGUUUCCGGGAGAGGGAAUAUACGGGCGAGGGGAAGCAAGAGGAUGACGGAACAACAAGAGAGGGGGGUUUUCGAGGUGUCAAGGUUGAAGUGGUUAUGCUAA
Messenger RNA from Thermochaetoides thermophila DSM 1495, 1431 nucleotides. RefSeq lists its product as uncharacterized. NCBI's taxonomy places the organism in Eukaryota, Fungi, Ascomycota, Sordariomycetes, Sordariales, Chaetomiaceae. The record is from RefSeq and is a predicted model, not a curated record. The transcript has 3 exons. Bases 1 to 1431 code for a protein of 476 amino acids.